CCCAGCAUCAACGAUCAACGAUCAACAAUGUGGGCUUAGCUGCCUGGCUACUUGGCUUACAAUGUCUGUCAGUGGUACUCCUGUAUCCAUUAUAUCUUCCUUGCCUUGGUCGGCGAAUUCACGCAGCUAUCUCAGUGGGAAUAUCACCAAUCAUGACUUUUUACGCUGUGGAACGGAACUGUGCGGGCUGAUUGAUACAUGAGAAUGUGUUGCCAAUGUCCAGUCAUAGCGCCUGUUCUUCCUUGACAGCUAUCGUAUCAUCUAAAUAUGCCAGAAACCAACGAGAAUUGUGUGGAAACACCUCCGAAUCAAUCUUCAGCAGCUGGGAAUCAUGUCAGUUCAACAGCUAAUCCUGAAGAUCCUAAUGCUCAGAGAAACCCUCCGAGCGGGACAUUUUUUGGAAUGAGGAAGAAUCAGCCGUCUUUGUGGGGAGUCGGCGCUACUCCACGCGACUAUAAGGCGCGCUACCCUCUCGAUCCCUAUGGCCAAGAGAUGUCCCAGUGGCGGGAUACUAUUGAUGUCCUACUUGUUUUCGCCGGUCUUUUCUCUGCAGUACUAACAACAUUCGUGGUCCAAACGUCGCAAAACAUGCAGCCAGAUUACAACGAGGCAUCUGCACGUCUUCUCUUUGAAAUCCUCAAGGUCACUAUGUCGAACGGUUCCCAGUCCUCUAUUCCCUCCUCCCCUACUGCAUUUCUCUCUCCCAGUCCUUCCAACGAGUGGAUGAACAGCUUGUGGUUCGUGAGUCUGACGUUUAGCCUCGUCACUGCCUUGGUUGCCAUUCUGGUCAAACAAUGGCUCCAUCAAUACGUCGCCGUUGUCUCCGGCAGUUGUGAGCGCGACUGUGCAAGAAUCCGACAUUUGCGAUACGCUGGACUACAGAAGUGGCAGGUGCCAAUGAUCAUCGGCUUGCUUCCAGUCCCCCUUCACGUUUCAUUGGCGUUCUUCUUCGCUGGCCUCGUUGUUUUCCUCUUCUCUCUGGGAAUGAAAGUUGCCUGGCUAGUAUCCGUCAUUGGUGCAGCGACAUACAUAGCCUAUGUUGUUGCCCUAAUCCUCCCCUUUGUUUAUCCCUACUGUCCAUACAAGGUCCUGUUAACGCUUUACAUCCACCAACUGUAUCAAUUCAUUAUCCCUCUUAUUCCACGUAUCACCCUCAUGCGAUGCCAUUCGCAUACCCCAUCUCCAUUUCUGCCGUUUCGCCGCCACUAUAACCUUCGCUUAUUAAUAUCAAUAACCCGCAUCAAUCUUCGCUUAAUCAUGCACUGGAUAACUGGGAUAACCCCCAAUAUCAUUUUACAACGCCGAAAACAUCCUCUGAGUCUGAAGGAAAUUGAGCAUGAUCACGUUCAAAAAUGUGCCGCCAAAGUGGAUGUGCAAUCUCUGCUAUGGCUACACUCCUCCACAUCUAACGCAUCGGUGCAUCAAAGUGUGCUACAAGCCUGUUCUGGGAUGACAUCUGCUACUUUGAAAUGUCUUCCGGAGGGAUGGCGAUCUGCCUUUGUGGUGUCUCUGCGUCAGCAGAUAAAGCACAUAGGUGCGCCAUCUCCUGACGCCGAAAGAGAAUUGGAGCUCCGCUAUAGAGCAUAUUUGCUCCUUCAUUACUCUGACUUUUCCCCCGACCGUGAUCGCAUGGCAGAUCGGUGUUCCAACGAGCAACUGAAAAUGAUACUGUACUCCGUGACAGAUUCUGAGAGGCCGUUAACUAUUCUUCUCAGAAUCCUUCAAGGCCCGAAGCGCUCUUCCCUUGCCUUGCAUUCAGUGGUAUGGAAGACGCUAGUUAAGCAUGCCAUCUCUUUCCCACCUCGCCCUGGCAGAGAUGUUUUGGAAUUAGAGCUUGAGCUCAUGAAAAUCCUUGUGGGUCCCUUGAUUACAAGUGAGAGUGGGGAUGUCACCACUAUCGACAAGCCUACAGAUGAGAUGAGGGAGUAUAUUCUGGACAAACUAUGGUUUAGCUGGGAUUAUGAUUGCAGUAAAAUCCGUGAUAAUGCUGACUCAGUACAUCUUCGUACCAUGCUUCAGCUUAUCCCCCAAAUCCAGCAGAGAUUAUGUGACUCAGCACACACCUCAGAUCGAAAGCAGGUCAUCGAAACUUCCCUCAUCAUUAUUGAAUGCAUGUGCACGAACUUUCUCAGUAAUCCUUUUGACAGUGCACCAGUCAUCCCGUUCUUCAACACCUUAUGCUCCCUGCUUUCCUCCGAAACAUUUGCUACAGUCGGAGAUCUUGAAACCCUUGCACACAAGAUAUUCAUGACUCUUGAAAAACUUGCAUGGGAGAUGCUCCUGAUUCUUAAUGGAUACUGGGGAGAGUCUGCUUCUAACAUACGGGUGUAUUCCGUUGCAUAUCAGUGCUACCUUCGGUCACUAGCAGAUGGCGGCGAGAGGUCAGAGAAUGAUGCAAUGCUUCCUAUCCUGAAAGGUCUCUUACCAUCAAGUUCUGUGGACAUGUCUUCGAAUUUUCCUAUGCACAAUACUGACUCCCAUGGAACACUGACUCCCUCCAACCUGCCGCAUUGGAAAGCCCUAUUUUUGACCAACACAUUCUUCUCGGUUGUGUUACUUCUCAUUGAUGAGCAUAAUGAGAAUGUCCUCUAUGACUGGGCAUGACAUCCCUUCAAACGUGAUAUCUGGCUAGUGUGUCUUUCACGAUUAGUGCAGUGGACAUCAUCAGAAGAAUUUCGCCGUGGGCCUUUCUCAAACGUGUCCUGGCCAUUGUUGUAAUUCAGGAGCUGCAUAAUAUGCUGGGCCAUGAUGAUAAGGAGUUUUUGCCACAGUAUGACUAUGAGGCACAUAAGGAUGUAAAUCAGCCACCUUGGCUGUGUGAAAUUUCUUCCUCUGGUUCAUCUAGAGACCCCAAUGCAGUGGAGUAUUCAUGGGUUGCAGCACAUCCAAAAUUCCAGGAAUUCUUGCACUCUCGACAUCCAAGGAAAGAAGACGUAGUAAAUGCAGUUUCACAUUAUAUUGGAG
This is a messenger RNA of Desarmillaria tabescens, 2964 nucleotides long. RefSeq lists its product as uncharacterized. The transcript is spliced from 8 exons. NCBI's taxonomy places the organism in Eukaryota, Fungi, Basidiomycota, Agaricomycetes, Agaricales, Physalacriaceae. The record is from RefSeq and is a predicted model, not a curated record. Bases 268 to 2604 code for a protein of 778 amino acids.